Messenger RNA from Vitis vinifera (wine grape), 1575 nucleotides. RefSeq names its product psbP domain-containing protein 2, chloroplastic. The transcript is spliced from 3 exons. NCBI's taxonomy places the organism in Eukaryota, Viridiplantae, Streptophyta, Magnoliopsida, Vitales, Vitaceae. Gene Ontology annotation, biological process: photosynthesis. Gene Ontology annotation, cellular component: photosystem II; photosystem II oxygen evolving complex; extrinsic component of membrane. Bases 7 to 735 code for a protein of 242 amino acids. Gene Ontology annotation, molecular function: calcium ion binding. The record is from RefSeq and is a predicted model, not a curated record.
UAGGAGAUGAUAAUGAGUUUAGUAACGGUGAUGGGCUUGUGGGGAGCGUGCAAUCUGUUGAAACCGUCAAGUCCUCCAAAAACCCUCUUCCCAAUUCCAAUUCCCAAAGCUCUGAAACCCAAAACACAACCCAAAUGGAAGCCAUUAGAGUGUUGUUUGAGCAAGAGGGACCUCAAUCUCUCAAUUGUUUCAUUGCUUUUGGCGGCUGCUUUACCAAACACCGUUUUCAAAGUAGUGGCUCAAGAGCUGGAAGAGUUUCAGAGGUACACUGACUCAGUGGAGGGUUUCACACUCCUCAUACCCUCUUCUUGGAUUAAGGUCGAUAAAGGGGGUGCCACUGUGCUGUUUGAAGAGGAAAACAAAGGAGUCAAUAAUGUGGGGGUUGUGGUGAGCCCAGUUCGGCUCGAAAGCCUCAAGCAAUUUGGGAGUCCUCAGUUUGUAGCAGACAAGGUUAUACAAGCAGAAAAGCGAAAGGAAAGCACAAAGGAUGCUGAGUUGAUUGGAGUUGCAGAGAGGUCAGGCCAGGGAGGCUUACAAGUUUAUGAGUUUGAGUAUAUAGUCGAUAGCACCAGGGGGGGAAUGAAGAGGAUCUUUUCAGCUGCAUUUGUGAACUCUAAGAAGCUCUACCUCCUAAAUAUUGCCCACAUAGAUAAACCAGAGAGUCCUCUGGACUCGCACACAAGAACAAUGCUGGAACAAGUUCUUCAUUCCUUUGAUGCGGCACCUUCGACAUAAAACAACAUUGCUGUGCAUUCUUUUAACACAGGGACAGUGGACUUCAUAUUCUAUGGCUCUGCUCAAUUUUUAUAAAGCCCGAGGUAAUCCUACUCAGUUAUCUCAUGUUAAACUAUUCCUAAGGGAAGGUAUUGGAUAGUUUUUUCAAUCAGAAUAUUGUAGGAGCAUUUGCAUCCUAUAUGGGAAGAAAUAAACCCGGUUUCUUUUUUUAUAUAUCAUUUGAUGGCUUAAAUUCUUCUCUAAAUGGGAUCAUCAGCAAAACUUGACUGGAAAUGAAAACUGUUUUCGAAAGGGGGAAUCCUGAAAUACUUAAAUAAUUUGUAUAGGCCGACCCAUGACAUUAUUGUGCCAUGGACUGUGUACAAAAAUUAGAGUGUCAAACUUGGACACAAAUCCAUCAUGGGUUUCAAGUAGUUGAAGCCCAUGGGACUAUAAGUACUAGGAUCAUGAAUUACAAUAUUGGUUUGUCCUAUUGUUUUGAGUCUCUCUCACCAUAUACAAUCAUCUUAUAUGCAGGUAGCAGCCAUGGAAAAAGGGUGGUAACUCAUGAGGGAAUCCAAAUGGGAGAGAAUCAUCCUUAAAUAUUCCUCUCAAAGCUAAUGUAUUUGUGUAAGAUUACAAAGAAUUUAUUCCAGUUUUUUCUUGGAAUACAAUAAUGUCGGGAAUCAGUGUUAGGAUGGUGGUGGCUGAUGGUAGCUGGUGGUAGCAGAGCUGCCAUAUCCCAACUGCUACUUGGUGUCGGAGUUGCUUUUUCCUGCUGAAAUUUGAAAUAACAAUGGCAGUAGGAUGUAUAAGCAGAUCAAUUGGUAUAUUUAUGGAGCCCUUCACAGCUUCCAGCUC